Mercenaria mercenaria is the source of this 4885-nucleotide messenger RNA. RefSeq lists its product as uncharacterized. NCBI's taxonomy places the organism in Eukaryota, Metazoa, Mollusca, Bivalvia, Venerida, Veneridae. The transcript is spliced from 19 exons. The coding region runs from base 163 to 3021 and encodes 952 amino acids. The record is from RefSeq and is a predicted model, not a curated record.
UGUAUAUUUUUGUAUAACUCAUUGGUUUAUUUGUAUCUAGCCUUGAACGAGACCCCAACCGGGACGUCGUCAGGACUCGCUGGUUGGCAGAUAGCCCUCAUUGUGCUUGGCAUCCUUGCAUUCAUCUUUAUUGUCAUCAUUAUCAUACUGUAUAUACUGUACAUGAGAAAACAAAGGCAUAUCGAGGACAGUGACCCAGAGAAAAACAAACUGAAAGAAGAAAGAAAUUCCUCUCCGGACAGUUUGCAACACGAUGAUAUUGCAAAAGCAAAAAGACAAAUUCAACGAUUUGAUGAGAAGGGUAUGAACUACCCAUACAAGCCGCGAGAUAAACUUGAACGAGAACAUACUUCUGACCUUAAGGAAGUGAAACGACCUACAAAGAAACUGCAAGAUGGAAAACCUGCGGACAAAGACGUAAAAACAUCAGAGCGAGAACCUGUUCAACCCCUAAUCGAGUUUAAACAAGGAAAGAAACCAACCCCAAAUGAUCCUCUAAAAGACAAAAAGCCACCACAAAUUGAACCUCCACCAGGAAAAAAGCAACCUCCUAUCGAAUUUCCGCCAGGAAAAAAACCAAUACCGCCAACAACUCCAAAACCCGACGCAGAGGACACGGCAUUGUUAAGAAUAAAGAAGGAGAGAGAACGAAAAGAGAAAGAGAGGCUGGAAAAGAAGAAGAAGGAACAAAAAGCGAUAGAAGCAAAAGAAGAAAAGUUAAAGAAAGAGGACACUCCACGGAAUGAAAUAGAAGACAGUAAAGUUAUAAAGAAUGUGAGACAGUCGUCAUCCAGUGACGAAUAUGAGACAGACGAAUCAGAAAAACAAGAGCGAAUACAAAAGCUGUUAGAGAAGCGCAAGCGAUUAGCAGCUGCAGCUUAUCAGCCGCCUGAUGGCUUACCUGACGCCAAGGUUGUAGGCAAGAAGAAACGAAAAAAUCUGAAAGAGGGUGAAGAUGGUGGUGAAUUGACCAAGUCGUUGACGACGCGAGAACAACAAGAAAUACUUGACAAAAAGCGUCGUCAUCGCAAGAAAGCCAUGAAGAAUAUGGCGAAGCAGAAAUUUAAACAAAGUCCCAGUGAUAUGGAGACCUCUGACUCGGAUGCAGACGUAAGUCCUAACAAGCGGCGAUUCCAGCGACGUAAGAAGGGUGACCCACGUGGAGUUGAGGCGCCUUAUACAGAACAGUAUCAUACAAAGAAAGGUAUUGAGAAAGAAUUGGACGAUAUAGAUUUCUGGCAGGAGAAAGUGCAGCCAACAGUGAUUUCUGAUGAUGAGGAGUUAGAUGAACAAGGAAACAUUAAGAAACGUGCCAUACAAGUCGCCCCAGCUGAUACUGCGCAGGCUCCGACCGAGGGCGCUAAAGACAGAUCCGCCUCACGUUUAGCACAAAUCAUGGAGGAAGAAGCAGACGUCUGGGCCGCCCAUGGUUUAAAGGGAUUCAAACUUGGACAGGGUGGUGAGCUACCGGAGGGUUUUCACUUUGAUGAGCAGGGAAAUAUCGUGCGUGACGUAGAUGGUAAAGUCAUUCCGAAGGAAGCGUUUGCCAGACUGAUGGACAUUCGGAAAAAGUUCGGAUUUGUCUUCAGUUUGCCGAGGUUAAUACGGGAUUCCGACGGGCGACCACUUGGUGGUUACAAAGAUGAUGAAUUCGGCCCCACUGCGGAGUGGGAUUAUGGAUUACCCAGUAAUAACGAAGACGAAGAUGAAGUUAAAAAAUCCGAGAGUUUCAGACCAGGGUCGGGAAAGCAAGUUGCCUUCAGCGUGCAAGACGGACAGAGUGUCCGAGCUACUCCAUUAAACGACAUGGAUUACAGUCAGAUAAAAGGGAGACAACUCGGAUCAGCAGAACGGCUUAAGUUAAAGGAUAGAUUAUUUGAAUCACAACCAGAAAGUGAUGUAAAGAAAUCAUUACCGGUGUUCUUCGCUGGAUCGAAGGGCGGCAUAAAUCCGGAAUCAGUAUAUAUAAGCAAUGCCCAGAUAGAGCGACAAGGGAACCAAACCAAAGCAGGGAACAAUAGGGUGGUCAGGUCAGAUACAUUCGACGAUGGCCGCGGGUUGCGCCGUAAUUCGAAAUCGCGUUCCACAUGGAGCGGGCGUGAUAAGACUGGUCCAUCAGUUAUACCGGAGAAUGAGGAGACAGGUGGUCAGCAGGGUAUGCAGGGUAUAUCUCGAGGAAAAAAGAAUAUCGGAUCAGACGAUGAAUUCAUAUUGGUUGGUGGAAGUAUGCAGAAGAUCAAUAAGCAACCGUACUCGAAUGACUCACAUCUAGCUUCACACUGGUGUUCAAGAUAUGAACGCCAUGGUAAUCUUCCCAUACGUGAGACAACGGAAAUGAGUGAUCUGAACAUGCGCACUGCCCCCAAUUCUACCAGACCGUUUUCCGGUGAUGACAAAAGAAUGAAGAAGUUGCUACAAGAGCUGUAUACUGACAAGAAAUACUUUGACCAUUACCUGGAAGCAGAAAAACUGCCCACGAUUGCGGCUGCUGAGACACGAGGUCUUGCCAGUCACGGUCAGCAGUUUCUCAGAGAGCGCGCUGAAUACUGGGGAGAACAUCAAGCCGUUAUUCCUGUUCAGCCUCCUUCUGAACUCGGCCUACGUCUUUCACGCAUGCGCACUUUCCACACAAACGUAGACUCCGGUAUGGAUUCCAUGAUAACGUCUACGCCUGGACGUCCUCAUAGCGCAGAUGACGCACAAGAAACGGAAAGAACACGACGAGAGAAUUCGGAAAUAGUUCCUCCUCUUCCAACAAAUAGGUCUACCAAAACUUUAUGGACAAAGGAAGUUGACAAUACUGAAAGAAAACCUCCAACAGGAAGAUCGGAAGCGCCACCUAGUCCGUCAAAACUUGAAUCAGGCAAAAAAGAAAAAUCAGUUACGAUAGAAGCAUCUCCGCACGACAUGAAGAAAUCAGAAUCAAAAGACGUUUCUAAAACGAAUGUUUCCACAAAGGGAAAAAAUGUUUCGGAGGAAAAAAUGUUGCCGAGAAACGUGCUUACAGUUACUGACACUUAAUAAUAAUGAUAAGCGUUCCACAACAGUGAUUUUGUAGUUGAAUAAAAUCAUGUAUGCGAAGGAUUUAUAUCACAAGGGCGUAGCGUAAAAGAUACUAGUAAAAAAUUCGCAUCUGAACGACGUACGAUGAUUUUAUUCAAGAGAAAAUGACUUUUUGAGAUACUUCAUUUCGAUUCUAACACGAUAUCGAGAAUUAAUUUAUUAUCUACGUCCUUGAUGAAAUCCAUCAAAUAUUAGCCUGUUCUGUGUAGUUUUCUUUUCCAGCGUGCCGCUAUCACGCUUAACGCUUUGACGUAAUGGAUGUGACGUUCAAACAAUGAUUUUAUUGUAGGGACAAACCAUGUUUUUUCGCGUUAUAACGUCUGCAGAAUCCCGUAGGAUUGGUUGGCGCCCAAGUCCGGUAGGGCGAGGGUACCAACGAUUCACGAGGGAUUCUGAAGAUGUUAUAUCACGAAAUGUACAUGCGCUAACGCUAUUCCAACAUAAAACGCGUAAAAACUAAUAAUAUUAUCCCACAACGUCAUAAUUUCAAUGAAAUGCGCGGGAAUGUCUGCAUUGUUUUUUCACGUUGACGUCAUUUCCUUUUGAAUUAUCCUUUUUGGGGCCGUAAUGCGUUUACGCUUAGCCACGGAACGCGCAUAUAUAAAAAAGGUGUUUUAACAGCACAUGAGCGUGAGAAUCUCUCUGUUAACAUACGUUUUCUGUCCUGUUAAAACACCCCCGAAAAGUGACAAUAACAGCAGUUUUAUGCUAGAAUAUGCAUUCUAGCAUGAAACUGCUGUUCCUGUCACUUUUCAGGGGUGUUUUAACUUGAGAGAAAACGUAGACUUUACCGCGUAUUUCAUGGAACUUUAAUGACGUUGAGGGAUACUACAUUCGUUUUCUUGGUUUUUACACGUUUUAUGCUAGAAUAGAGUUAGCGCAUGUUCUUUUCGUGUUAAAACAUCUUCAGAAUCCCUCGGGAAUCGUUGGUACCCUCGCCCUAACAGGCUCGGGUACCAACCGAUCCCUCGGGAUUCUGCAGAUGUUAUAUAGAGGAUAAUUGUUGGUUUCGGUUUAAUAUCACGUUAUAAUUUCACCGAGUGGGCACCAAAAGUGAUAUUUUCACGAGUGGCGCAGCCACGAGUGAAAAUAACAACUUUUGGUGUUCACGAGUAAAAUUACCGUGAUAUUACAUCGAUACCAACAAUUUUUCUGUUUAUUUUAUGUCUAAAACUCUACUUUUGUUGUGUUUAUUUCAAUAAAAUGUCGAAAUUUGCGGGAAAUUUUAUCAGGAAGCAUCGCAAAGAUGACGUCAUUUUAACGACGUCAUCUCAUAUUGUUUCCGGCUUUCAGUACGCUCGGUAAACUUUUUGACGUUAAUCCGGGUAUCAGAUUUGAUCAUUUUCACUGAGUGGCCAGUGAGUUUAUCAGGAUAUAAUUCACCGUUAUAUUUCGAUAAACCACCGAAAAACAUAAAAUAAAACACGAAAAAACAUGCGUUAUCCCUACAAUAACGUCACAGUUUCAGGCUUCUUUGUUUAAUAGGACAGCAAAUCAGGUCGUAUUAGAAAAUGCUAUAUACUAUAGUAUGUUACUUUGCCUAUAUGUAUGUUAGUAUUAUCGUAUUUAAUUUUAACAUGUACAUGUAUAUUAGUAAGAUAAUUAAGGUCACAUUAAUGCAUAAUUAUGCCAUGUUUUCUCGCUUUAUAUAACCGCCAUCUAUUUAGAUUUGAUAACGGAACAUUUUUGGUAUAAAUUUAGCCUGCUUGUAAACGUGUUUUGGUUAAUGAAUCUGUGAUAUUAUAUAUUGUCUUUCUUGUACAUUACUAUUCAAGGACAGAAUAUAUUGUGAUAUAUUAUAAUUAAAUCUACCGUUUACAUA